This is a messenger RNA of Echinococcus granulosus, 303 nucleotides long. Its product is annotated as Ubiquitin-fold modifier. Bases 1 to 303 code for a protein of 100 amino acids. Gene Ontology annotation, biological process: protein K69-linked ufmylation. The record is from RefSeq and is a predicted model, not a curated record. Gene Ontology annotation, cellular component: cytoplasm; nucleus. The transcript is spliced from 5 exons. Lineage: Eukaryota; Metazoa; Platyhelminthes; Cestoda; Cyclophyllidea; Taeniidae.
AUGGAUUCUACGUGGGUUGGCAUGAAUAAGAUAUUUGGUAUACAGAGGUCGAAGGUCCGGUUCCAAAUAACCCUUACUUCUGACCCAAACUUGCCAUUCAAAAUUCUUGAUGUGCCCGACUCGACACCAUUUACAGCAGUACUGAAAUUCGUUGCUGAAGAGUUUAACGUGCCACCGGCAACCAGUGCCAUAAUUACCGACGAUGGAAUAGGAAUAAACCCCAACCAGAAUGCUGGUGAAGUUUUUUUGAAGCACGGUGGAAACCUGAGGCUCAUUCCCCGAGACCGCGUCGGACAUUUCUGA